AUGCGUUUAUUUCUACCAAUUCUUCUCGGCUUCAUCUUUUAUGUUGGAACAGUGCGACCGGCAUCUAUUCGAGAGGCACCAGUCCAAUAUUUGUCCAAUUGUGCUCAUUGUUCACUCAAUUUGAAAUCUCCUCAACCGUGUUUGACACGUAUUGCCAAUUGUACUAGAUGUAUGACACAUCGAAGCGACAAAGAUCCGGAUGUGCUUGAAGCAGGAUGCUGUAUGUCAAACUGUGGCCCAAUAUAUGAAGUAUCGAUGUCCAAUGGUCGCCCAACAUAUUUUUGCCAGGGUGAUAUUUGUAACCUCAAGAUGGGUAGUGGCGUGAUUGAUCGCCUUCGUUCAUCAUAA
Rotaria socialis is the source of this 348-nucleotide messenger RNA. NCBI's taxonomy places the organism in Eukaryota, Metazoa, Rotifera, Eurotatoria, Philodinida, Philodinidae. The record is from the annotation of a GenBank genome assembly.